This is a messenger RNA of Temnothorax curvispinosus, 2104 nucleotides long. RefSeq lists its product as uncharacterized. The transcript has 3 exons. The coding region runs from base 968 to 1816 and encodes 282 amino acids. Lineage: Eukaryota; Metazoa; Arthropoda; Insecta; Hymenoptera; Formicidae. The record is from RefSeq and is a predicted model, not a curated record.
ACAGGAAAGGGUGACAUCAUUAAAACUCUCUCUCUCAUUUAUCCAUUACACAAUUAAUCUCACGUUGCUUUCAAUAAACAAUUACACCAAAUGAUAGAGAUAAACUUUUUUAAACAUUUUAGCGUCGCGAUGAUAAAAGGACCCCUAAGAACAAAGACAGUGAUCGGGGGAGAGGCCCGUCACAGUUUCGCAGGGCUGAAAGGGGCAACAAGGAUUUUAAUGAAUCUCAAUGAGGCUCUUGCGCUCUUUGUUUGUGCUGGGAUUUAGCCGUUGAGGGUGACAGAAUUCAAAAUUACUUUAGCGCUGAUGUGCUGGCUGCAACGGGCCAUAACGGGGUGCAUUUUAGAGAGCGAACACUUCGCUCAUCGUAACAGGCGCGAGAUAAUGUCAUUCAUGAGCAUUCAUCAUACCCUCCACUAAGCUAUUCACGGCGAAUCAUUAUUAGAGCGAACCUUUGUUCAGCGCGAAAGUAAGUGUAUAUACUCUCCAGAAAGUAACAAACGUUGUAGUACGCAUAUAUUACUCUCGUUUCUGUUUGGUAAUCACAUAUUGAAAUCGCACACUUCUAGACAUAUUAAAAGAUAAAUUGACUCGGCAAAUGGAUCUCAGAAAUUUAUAUACAUAUAAUAGCUUGUGUUUCUCAGAAGAUAGAAUUAAUUAGUAAUAUAAAAUUCUUAUUUGUCAAUUUCUUCCAUUAACAAUCUUAUUUACAUAUAAUGGUCGUUUAUUUAUAUUAGUUACAAGUAUCCAUGAAUCUCGCGAUAUUGAUCUCAGGAAGCAAUUAAAAUCACUGGUCCGAAUCCUUCGAGAAAGGUAUUACUUGCUUCUUCGAGACCAUCUUUGUUACGCUUUACGAGUCGGAGGCCAUUCCAAUUUUCUACAAUAAUGAUUGUCAUCACUAUAUAUACAUCCGCUUUGAGUAUUUAUCCCUUCCUUGAAACAACUUGUACAGUGACAGAAGUAUUUUAUGGAAAAUCAGUGUCGCCUGUGUAUUGGCGAAAGAACGAUGAAAAUGCAAACGAGAAUAAUUCUCGCCGGGUGUUUUGCGAUCAUAAUGUUUAACAAUUUUGGUACAGGUGUCGAAGUUUCGUCAAAGAUCGAUUUCGAUUCUAAUGAAAAUAAAGAGACAUUAGCCAACCCCACCUUGAGCACGACUAUAAAUCCAAGAAAAUCUAUUAGUCCACCGGAAUCAAUUUUGCGUGCACCUAAAUCAUCGACAUUCAUCUGGGAUCAUGGAAGCGAGCUCGUAAAAGCAAGUGAACCGAGAAAAAGAAGGAUCUAUCCAUCGUGCGAUGAUUCGGCAAAACAACAAAAAAUAAUCAAUAAUAUUGAAGUCGUUGUGAACAGUAACGAUAGCAUACCAAACGGAGAUUCUUGCGAACAUGGUAUAUGUAAUGUAUCCGUUUCUUCGAAAUCGGAUGAAAAUGGAAAUAUCAUCACCGAGGUGCAUCUCAGCAUUAUCACGAAAGCAAAACCGAACAUUAAGAUCGAUGAUGUCCCGGUAAUCAAUGGUUUUCGAGGUAUUAAUGAGGAUAAGCAACCUGUUUUUCAUUCAAUAAAUUCGCCACGUUCAAUGCAUAUGCAUUUUCAUCGCAACAAUAUUCCACAGAUUCAAACUACUUAUCAAGGAUAUGGUGAGCCUUGGUAUGGACGGACAUUUCGACGACCACAAAUAUAUUGGAAUUAUCAUUUUGGAGAUCACGGUAACGUGGGAUUUCGGGAUCGUAAAACAUGGCCGCGAGAUAAACCUAUAGUCGAUGAUAAAAUUGAACCACCGCUUAGUAAGACCAAACCCAGCGACGAUACAACAUUAUAAAAUUAUUUAUUAAAUUGUAAAGUUUUUGUGAUGUAAAUAUUGCUAUACAAAAUAAUAUUGGAUCGUGUUAUUAAGAACAAUUUAAUUGUCACGUAGUAAAAUUAAAAAAUCAUUGUAAAAGCGUCAAGAGUUUAAUUUAUGCAUUACAUAAUAGAUACAACAAUAUGAAUAUAUUAAAGCAAGUAAUUAAAUGCAGAAUAGUCGUCAAGAGAGUGUUAUAUGCAUUCGAUAUUACUCAAAUAGAAUAUAACACUAACGCAAGAAAGCUUAUUGAGAUUUUUAAAUAUG